This is a messenger RNA of Lycium ferocissimum, 1869 nucleotides long. RefSeq lists its product as uncharacterized. The coding region runs from base 1 to 1869 and encodes 622 amino acids. Lineage: Eukaryota; Viridiplantae; Streptophyta; Magnoliopsida; Solanales; Solanaceae. The record is from RefSeq and is a predicted model, not a curated record. The transcript has 5 exons.
AUGGAUGCCAAUGGGAAUCCGUCAAAUCCUGAGAAUGGAGUACCAAAUUUGAGUACAGUUACACCAAGUGGAGUUACCCAAGGUGAAUCAAGCACUCAAGCUCCUGGGAUCGAUUACACCAAUCCUUUGUUCCUUUCACCAUCUGAUGUGAGUGGAAUCCAGAUUAUUUCUUUCCAAUUGACAGGUAUUGAGAACUUUUCUAUCUGUCUUCUUGGGGGUAUUAUGUACGCUUCUAAUGGUCAAGCUGUGUGGGAAGAAUUAAUUGAGAGAUUUAGUAAAGUAGAUGGCUCAAAAACUUACAAUUUACAUAAAGAAAUUGCUACCAUUACUCAAAGAACCUCUGCUGUUUCUGCAUAUUUCUCAAGGUUGAAAAAUCUUUGGGAAGAAUUUGAUGCAUUGGUACCUGCACCUGGUUGUAAUUGUCCUAAGUCUAAGGAUUUUAUUGCACAUCUCCAGAAAUUAAACCUUUUUCAGUUCUUGAUGGGCCUUAAUGAUUCUUAUGAUCAAGGUGGAAGCCAAAUUCUUAUGAUGUGUCCUUUACCUUCAAUAAACCAAGCCUACUCAAUAGUUGUUAGUGAUGAAGGACAAGAGUCUGUUGCUUCUAAUUCUGGUGUGAUAGGAAUCAACUCUUCUGCCAAUUUGGGAAAUCUGGAUAUAGCCAUGUAUUCUAGAAAUAGUAAUAACUAUCAAAAUGGUGGUGGUAACAAUGGUAACAAUAAUGGCUAUCAGAAUCAAAAAUUCAAGAAGAGUUUUAAUUCUGGUUUAAUGUGUGAUUACUGUAAAUGCAAGGGUCAUAAUAGAGAGACUUGCUACAAGCUGGUUGGAUAUCCUCCAGACUUUAAGUCAAAGAAGAAAAAUGAUUCUACUAAUGGUGCAGCUUAUAAUGUGGUUGGUGAGAUGAGUUCUGAGGUAUGGUGUCACAAGUUUGUAAGGAUGCAAAGACUAGAUGUUGUAUCUGCACAUACAGAAGAUAGUCUGAAACAAAUGGCUUAUGUAGCACCAAAUGACUCUGAAUGGAUCAUUGACACAACGGCCACAAACCAUAUGACAUCAGACAUAACCUUAUUAAACACAAGUUCUAUUAACGAUCCUAUCAGAUCAAAGAAAGUACAUUUACCAAAUGGCAAUACAGUACUAGUAAAAAAUACUGGUGAAAGUACUAUUUCUCCAAGAAGUACAAUUUCUAAUGAUCUCUUCACUGGGAGGGUGAAGGAGAUUAGUAAAGAAGAAGAAGGCUUAUAUCUACUAUUAAAUCAACAUAAUGGAAGACAUAUCAGUUUAGCUGUACAAAAUCAUAAAUCUAAGAAUGCAUCUGAGGAUAUCGUUCUUUGGUAUCAAAGGCUUGGACACAUUUCUUCUGUAGUCUUAAACAAAUUACUUUCCAAUUGCCCAAAGAUGGUUCUAAAUAAUGUGUCACCUUAUGAAAGAAUGUAUCAUAGGCAACCUAGUUUAAGGCAUUUGAGAGUAUUAGGUUGUUUAUGCUAUGCCAAGGAUAUGACUCAAUUUGACAAAAUGCAAUCUAGAGUCAAGAUUGCAGUACACAUGGGUUAUUCUGAAUUGCAGAAGGGUUAUAUACUAUAUGAUAUCACUAAUUCUGUGUUCUUUGUUAAUAGGGAUGUAGUAUUUCAAGAAGAUGUCUUUCCAUUCUCUAAAACAAAAGCAGAUGUUCAACCUUUAUUUCUGAAUGACACAUCAGAACACACUGAGAGCUGGUUCAAUAAAACAGUAGAUUUCAAUGCUACUGAGUUAGAUGCCGACAAGAGUGUGAAUUCUAUACCUUCUAAUGUUGUAACUGCAUACUGUGAUGCAGAUUGGGCUACUUGCCCAAUCACUAGGAAAUCUGUUUCUGGUUUUCUUGUGAAGAUAUGA